AUGAGACACGGUUUGAUGAACGCUUGGUUCUGUGCGGCGAGCUCGGUUGCGACGGUCGCCACGGCCACCGGUGCUCCAGAGCAGCAAUUCUUGCAAGGCAAAGGCGUGGCUAGCAAAGAACCAACGCUAGGAUGGAACUCGUGGAACGCGUACCACUGCGACAUCAACGCUGCCAAGUUUCUCGAGGCUGCUGAAGCCAUUGUUGACUGUGGUAUUCGUGACGCCGGUUACACCUACAUCGACAUCGAUGACUGUUGGCAGGCCGAAGGAGGUAGAGUGAAUGGGCAUAUUGCCGUCGACAAGAACAAGUCUCCCGACGCCAUCGAUGGCCUCGCUAAGAAAAUCCACGAUAUGAAUUUAAAGAUUGGAAUAUACAGCUGCUAUGAGGACAUCGACGCCGCCGACUGGGCCUCAUGGGGCAUCGACUACCUCAAGGAUGUCCAGCGCGGCGUCAACGGCACCUGCGACCUCUCGCCGGAACCUCGCCUGACGCCGCCGGGCUACGACCGGCGCACGUCCAAGUCCUACGAGCGCUUCCGGCGCAUGGCCGAUGCGCUCGCCCGGCAGCCGCGCGAGGUCGUCUACUCGGCGUGCAUCUGGGGCCUCGCCGACGUCUACUCCUGGGGUCGGGAGGUCGCCGCCAGCUGGCGGAUGGGCGCCGACAUCGAGCCCGGCCGGGGCGAGCGUCAAGUUUAG
Messenger RNA from Cordyceps fumosorosea ARSEF 2679, 696 nucleotides. Its product is annotated as glycoside hydrolase family 27. NCBI's taxonomy places the organism in Eukaryota, Fungi, Ascomycota, Sordariomycetes, Hypocreales, Cordycipitaceae. Gene Ontology annotation, biological process: carbohydrate metabolic process. The record is from RefSeq and is a predicted model, not a curated record. Gene Ontology annotation, molecular function: hydrolase activity, hydrolyzing O-glycosyl compounds. The coding region runs from base 1 to 696 and encodes 231 amino acids. The transcript is spliced from 5 exons.